AUGGCUCACUGUAGCUACAAAGCUCUUCUAGGUAAGGUCACCCCUUCCCAGGGCACACCUUGCGGUCAGUCCGCAGAUUAUCCUGGUCAGCUGGAAUGUAUUGCGCUCAAAGACUGUAUAAAAGAUGUAACUGGCCAUUUAAAGACCUUAAACCUCAGCGCAGAUGAGGGUUUAGGAUCUGAAAUAAAUUUGCUGUUAGCCAGAGCAGGUAAAUACCACCCUAAAAUAUAAUACUUUGGUUUUUUUAUCAGCUAUAUUAUUAUUAUACGUUUUACUUUUUAUCAUCAUGCACUUGAGGGUGGUUAUUCUCAACAAAUCAUUCUCCUUCUAGGGGUUUUCUCAGUGGAAGAACAUCACUAUGCCUUGAGCAUUUGUCCAAGGCACAGGGCUGAUUUCGGCAUCCGCUGGAGGACAGGGAAGACCAUGUGUACAGUACCCAAAGAAUUAGCAGUACAUAAAACUACAACUGCUAAAGGGAGCCACCGUGUGGAUAGCUUGAAGUCGGCGUUUAUUUUCAAAGCCACGAACACACUUAUUCCAGUUGGAUCACGUAAGUUGGAGACUUUUCCGCGAAGAUUGGUUAGAUAAUGGUAAUUUUUUACGGUUAAGAAUGACAGAUAAGGUGGCGCACAAGGCGAGGAGUUUGCUAGCACUCUAUUAAAGAAACGGUAAGAAAUUUCCCCGAGACAGUGACAAGGGAGGAGAGAGCGUGCAAGGAGAGGGAAACGCGCUUUUAAGAUGUAUUAAUUAUCACGUGUCCCUUGUUUGUAUUACGCAGGGGUCAUUUUUGCCUUGGGGGUGCGGGUAAUCCUAGCCUUGCGGUCCUCAUUCAAAAUUAUUGGUCUUGUAGGCAGGAAGUUCUCUUCUUUCUAUGUAUGUUUUAAAUGUAUUUGUUUAUACAGUAUAUUGACAUUAAUUUCUGUUCGUCUGUUCAUUUUGUUUUGCUUUUGUUUCUCCAUUUUAAUAAAGCAAUUUGUAAACAAUGCAACGAGUGUAUCAGCAAACUGGCCAUGCCCAACCAAACUCUAGUGUUUGCUUCAGGUGGGGUGGAGCCCGUCCCCGGGGUCUCGCUCCUGCAAGAGUUACCCGAGCCCCAUUUGUUGGUAAGUAGUAAUAAGAAACACUAGUGUAAAUGGUUCGUUUAAGUGGCUCCUUUAACGAUGGUAUGAAAUGUUUUGCUUUCAAAAAACAAAUUCAUCAUUCAUUCUUUCAUUUCCUUUUUAAUCCUUUUUUACUUUAGGGGAUUUCUUUUCAUUUCUUUCUUUCAGUUCUUAACGGGUUUGUGUGGGUGUUGGCUUGUGAAUAAAAUAAAACAAAAUAAACGUUUUAUCAUGCUUUAUAGUAAUUACACAAUAUAUUUGUUUGAACUGUUUCAGGUAGAGGGGGAAACAGGCCGUUCAAGUGCAGAAACAACUAGUGGUGAGUUAUCGUCCGAUGACCUUGCAACUGAACUGAAGAGGCUGGAGAUAUCGUCAAGAGGGCGGGAUGAUGAGACGUUCCUCAGUCCGGAUACUGGAAGUCUUGUUUCUUCCACGAGUGACGAGGCCCCACCACUAUGCAAGAACCUCGCAAAAAGUUGAACGAAUAUCUGGUUUCGAAGAACAUCCCGCCAAUAACUCAGCCCUGGAUGGAAUGGGAUAAAGCUGGAGAGAGCACUAAGAAGAGAUACACCAAAAGGACAGUGGAGAUCUUUUCUUCAGUCCUACAAUAUCUUACACCUAAUUAUGCCGGUUCUCUUUGGCAAGCGGUCGUCUCGUCCUCUGCCAUGAACAAAGCUCUUAAACUUGAUGAAUUAUCACAAACGUCCAAGAAUUAUCUUCAGGCCUUAGCAGAGGCAUACGGUAAAUCUCAAGGGUGGGAGACAAGAAGGCCAACCUGCAUCGCUUACAGUAUGGUAGCGGGGCUCCCACAACGCACCACCCUUCGCCGAGGAUAAAGGUUGAUCUGAAGCAACUUGACCAUUUUUUAUCGUAUAUAACAAGCCCGCAUUUGGUGCAGGAUCUACCAUUUGGGCAGAAAACGUUGAAACUCUCUUCUGGCCACCUUGUUGAGAUACCAAACGUCAUAAGGACGAUGAUACCCCAAAGAAUAGCACGUCAAUACGCUCAGUACUGCCACGAAACUGGCUUUAAACCAUUCAGUGAGCGUACUAUGCUUCGUGUAUUGGAGGAAUGCAAGGCCUCGGUCCGAAAAUCUCUCCAAGGACUAGACUACGUCGCCGCAGACGGUGCGCGUGCCUUUGAAGACUUAGAGAAUUUAGUCCGCCGACUUGGAGAGCUCGGUCACGGGAAAGAGUGGGAGUUGUAGUACGUGGAAUUGCUUAAGGGUUCAAAAUUAUACCUUAAAAGUGAUUUUAAGGUAAGGCUUAAUUAAAAAUAAUAAUACUAUAUUUUUUCGAAUAAGCGCCCAACCUCGAAAAAGCGCCCACCUCGAUUAAGCGCCCAGCCUCGAAAAAGUGCCCACCCCCUUUCCCUCCCACGCAAACUAAAAUAAGCGCCCACCACCACCCCACCCCCUUCCCCCUCCAACCCCCCGAAAAAUAUUGAAUAAGUACUCAAGAGACUUCCCCGAAGGCGGAGUUCUCUUCAGAGUAUUUUACAGAAACCUUCUUUUGUUACGUCUUCGCGUUUGGUACUACCAUUUAUUGUUUUGUUGCAAAAUAAACAUACUACAUUUGCUGAAAAUGGUGAAAAUUUAAUAAGCGCCCACUCUCAAGGUCCAAAAAUUUAAUAAGCGCCCAGGGAGGUUGAUCGAAUAAAUACAGUAAUUGGAAAGAAUUUAACCAUUCUUUACAAACAUUUUAAGUAUAAAAUUUAAAGAAUGAUUUUAAUUGUCACUAUUUGUCACAAUAAAUGCUAUGUGUUUUAAACAUCUUACAGGUCCACGUGUGUUCUUCAUCUGAGAUUGCGAGUCAUUGCAGUGUGUUUGCCUUAAGUGACUCCACCAUCCCUGAUCUGCAGCAGCAGUGUAGCCACAAACACGAAGAAUGCUGUGAGCAAUGUGAGAUCCUGCACUCAACUCUACAGAACAUUUCCUCUGCAGUAGAAAGAGCAUCGUUUGCCACGCAAGAUGACAAAGAAGAGGCCCUGUUCUUAGUCAACUCUUCUGUGCUUGCCAUCCAGUCAUGGAAAUGUCAUCUGCUGAGGUCGGCUCACCAGGACCAGGCUCGUUUGGACGCUAUCGACGCUCUUGAUCAGGAGACAGUUUUUAUCGUCAACGACUGGGCGAUGAAGUUUCUUCCUCAAAGAUACCGUGAGUCCCAAACGGACUGGUUUGGCAAGCGUGGGUUAUCACGGCACAUAUCGGUGGUGUACGGAUGGAAGGAGGAGGAACUACAGUGGCAAGCCUUUAUCCACGCAGUUCAGUCCUGCAGCCAGGGGAGUUCAGCUGUGGCAUCCAUAAUGCAUCAUGUCUUGGAAACACUCAAGCACGAGCACCAUGAGAUAAGCAAAGCCUACUUCAGACAAGACAACGCAGGCUGUUACCACUCCACUCGCACGAUACUAGCAUGCAGAGAUGGCAGCAAGCACUGGAGUAAAAGUAGUCCGCGUAGAUUUUAGCGAUCCCCAAGGCGGAAAAGGGGCAGCAGACCGGCUGGCUGCAAGCUGUAAAAGACAUAUCAGGGCGUUUAUUGAUGAAGGCAAUGAUGUUUGCACUGCCGAUGAGCUUAAAGACGCAUUAUUAUCGCAUGGUGGAUUGAAAGGUGUAAGAGUUGUUUCCCUUGAUACGAUUAUCGAAACACCUGACAGUGGGCAAACUAUUACUGGCAUUACAAAACUGAACAAUUUUGAGUUUAGCUCUACAGAGUCUGUUACCUGUUGGCGUGCGUAUUGUGUUGGUCGCGGAAAAAUCAUCAAUCCAGGACCUUCAUCAAGUAAGUAUGGGAAUUAAAACUAAAAGUGAGCUACUGAGAAUUAAUGUAUGAGUUGCCGCUAAAUUUACGUUCUGUAUUAAAAUGCAACUCAAAAGUGUAAGACCCUUACUUUAUUGGAGACCUUUACCAUACAAUAAUUAUCUGCAAGUACAUGUAUCAGAUACCUUUGGAGUCCCGCGCAAUAUUCUUGGUUCUGAUAAAUGAAGAAAUGAUUGUCGCAGUUGUAAGAGCAAUUUAAAGAAUUACCAUUUGGUUCAAUUUUUUUGGUGGCUUAAACGGGAAAACCCGUAACUUCUACGUACGUUAGCGCGGCAGCGCUCUACUAACUGAGAUAUGAAUACCCAUGUAUUGGGAACAUACGUUUAUGUCUGUCAUGUUUGCUUUAAAAACUUAUAAAUGAUUUGAAAAAGAAAUCAGAAAACAACUCUUUAUUGGUAUUAAUUUAUUUACCCAAGGUCCUCGAUACCAAGUACUUCAGAAAUCAUUCUCCGAAGGAGAUUUUACUUCCUUCCGAUGUAAAUCUGAAAAACAGGUUGGACAGACAGCUUCAACAUCAGCAACUGUGGCCGAGCCAUCUGGUGGCGUUUUGGAAGACAGUGACCUGUCCACAGGGGUUUAUUCCUGUCCUCAAGACGGCUGCGUUCGUGUGUUCCAAAGAGUGUCUGCUUUAGAGAAACAUCUGUCUGUAGAAAAAUGUUCCCGAUCCCGGGGAGAAAUAUUCUCUAAUGGAUUUAGCAAAAAUGGGAUACAAGACCCAUUUGGAAGAAGGUGUUGGCAUAUUGCCCUCUCUUAA
Molecule: messenger RNA, 4667 nt
Organism: Porites lobata
Lineage: Eukaryota; Metazoa; Cnidaria; Anthozoa; Scleractinia; Poritidae
Source: the annotation of a GenBank genome assembly